AUGGCGCCGUUGCCUGCGAAAGCCCUCCAUCGUCGCGGAGACAACGCAGGUCGCACAUUCUCGAUCAUAUUUGCUGUCAUCGCCUUUCUGGUCGUUCUGGGAUGUCUCAUCUGGGGUAUCAUCCUUCCAAGAUAUCGCAAGAGAAAUAUUCGUCGCCCGCCGCAAAGACUUGCCGCGAACCGUAUGACCGUCUGCAACGCUCGCCGGUUCCCGAGCCAUCCUGCUCUACUCCGUGGCUCUCGGAAAACGUCCUCUAUUGCUCUUGGACAGUACGAUCCACGAACUGAGAGUCCUUUUCCGCACAAUCCUGCGCAGCCAGGCUCAAGCCUUCCGCCUCCUCGUCCUCCUCCUGCUCAUCUCCUCGGGGCGCCAACCCAUAGCGAUGGCCUCUUCACGCCAAUCAAAGAUCGCCGACCAUCCAGGAACGGCCGAUCCUGGACAGAAGCGCUGUUCUUUCGGUCCAAAAAGCGGGUGGAAAAUGAAGAGGAGACAAUGCCCAAGGUGACGACUGUGCAGGACUAUGUGCUUCCCAUUCCUGAAGCGCUCCUCUUGAAGCCUAGGGCAGCAGGACGGCCACCGCCACUGACGAAGCAGUUGGAGAUGUUUCCGUUACCACAUGGCAUUGAUCAUCGUAAAGGAGGACUGAUGCACCACUUCAAGCUCUUCCAAGACAUGGAGCAGCGAGGCUCUAAAUCGGUUGCGAACACUGUUGGAACACCUUGCCCAACACCUUGCAAAGCACGCUGCUCGAGCACUGGAAGGUCGUCAAUCUUGCAGGUGGCCGUGCAAGGUGAUAACCUAGCUGCCAAAUUCACGAACCAUGCCCAUCCUAUGCCGACCCAACAGAGCAACUCUUUCUGCGCGAGGGGCCUUUCUCUCCGCGACAAAGGCAAUGAAGGACUAGUGACAUCCAUGAUUCCGGCUGUUUCUAUCACAGGCACCCCGGUAAAACAGCUGCCUUUGAACAGAACUAGUGGUUUGAGCAGAUCAACAGCCCCAGCCUCUGAGAUCCGUGAACUACAUGACCACGCAGUCACUGAUGAAAGAACUGAGAGCGCUUCUUUCCAGCAAGGACAUACACCAUCCACAAACCCGUUUACAACUCCUGGGAAUUCGUCGACACCUCCAACUUCGUCUAUUGUGUCUUGCAACACUUUUCCGGCUCUUCCAACACCUCUGCCAUUGCCCCAACCAGCUUCAGCCACGUUCGUGAGAGCCUCCGAGAUUUACCAUCACCAGACCCCUGCUUCGACGCUUCCUCCUCCAGCCAAGGGCACUCUACCAUCCCACAUCUUCCUCAGUCAGGCGGUCUAUCGUACAGACACGAGUAUGGAUCCCGCGCAGGCACCCGGCAUACGCCCAAUAGCUGCGAGACCUGAAACCCCGACAGAUUCCACUUUCCAGCCACGUCCGAUGCAGACACAGCGGCAUUCGUUGUCAUCCUUCUCGAAAGUUAACAAGCCAACCACGGUGCCAGCAAAAGGCAACCACAUUCAACGCGCAAGCAGCGUCUACAGCCGAGACACAAGAGGAAUGAGCAUUGUGGGAAACGGAGCCUACACACAAACUGGUCACGACAAUGCAAAAGGAAAUGCGCAGCCGUGGUCAUCUGUUGGAAACCAUAUGGACCGUAUGCAGCCAGAGGCCGACGUCACGAAUACUUUGAAACGCAAGAUUGACAGAUGGGAUCUACGCACUGACCAUCUCAACGCGCAGGUGCUCCCACCUUCGGUGUACAAGCGAAGCGCUUCAGAUUCCGGACCUAGGGGUGCAGGAUUGUGCGAUUUUUCCAUCUUCAAGCAACCCAACAACGCCUGGAAGCGGGACGGCGGUGAUGGAGAGAGACAGGCCCCUAUGGGUCGCACCGGCCGAUUUCAAUCUGAUGAUGAUGAUGUUUUCGUCAAUCAGGUCAUGGACCUCCGCCAAGCGAGGGCUUUAUCGGCAGCAAAGGUCGUGCAGAUGUAUAGGCCCGAACCGGUCGUUCCGAGUGGGUUGGCGCCAGGUACUGCACCAGGAGGCGCACAAUGGAUCUGA
Molecule: messenger RNA, 2034 nt
Organism: Capronia coronata CBS 617.96
Lineage: Eukaryota; Fungi; Ascomycota; Eurotiomycetes; Chaetothyriales; Herpotrichiellaceae
Exons: 1
Coding region: 1-2034 (677 amino acids)
Source: RefSeq, a predicted model, not a curated record